Molecule: messenger RNA, 480 nt
Organism: Akanthomyces muscarius
Lineage: Eukaryota; Fungi; Ascomycota; Sordariomycetes; Hypocreales; Cordycipitaceae
Exons: 2
Coding region: 1-480 (159 amino acids)
Source: RefSeq, a predicted model, not a curated record
AUGGUCAUAAGCAAUAGUGGCAUUAAGAUUCGGCAGUCCCCAAGCCUCAAUGAGGUCCGGGCUUUUCUCCGCGGCCUGGGUGCACAUAGUCAUGACGCAUCCCGUCCCUGGCGUCUCCCACUUCGCCGCCUCCCGCACUUCAAGCGCGCCUUCGACGCCACCUGGCGGCCCAUCCUCCUCCACUGGGUCGCCCUCGAGUUCGUCCGCUGGGUGCCCACCGUCCUCUUUGCGCUGCUCGGCGUUCACCUGCCCGAGGUCCGCGACGGCGGCCGCACCGACGUCAGCGACGUCACCGGCACCGACGCGGCCAAGCUCAUCGUCAUCGCCGUGUCUCCGCCUUCCUCGGCACCGCCCUCAUCAUUCCCACCCACGUCAUCCUCGUCCGCGUCCAGGCCUCGCUGCUUCCCGGCGAGGACGACGCCAUCAUCCCCUUUGACCAUUCAAUAUUCCAUGGGUGCUACUACUUCGACGGGCGUUUGA